AUGGCUCAUCCUCAAUUUUCCAUUACGCCCGAGAAAGAGGCCAGCACGUCGCAGUGGCUGUAUCGUCAGCUGCUUGCUAAGACGCCACCCAUAGCCAAAGACGUGACUCUCGCUGGGAAGACAGCCAUUGUCACGGGCUCCAACGUUGGACUUGGCCUUGAGACAGCUCGCCAACUGUUCCGCCUGGGCCUGUCCAAGCUCAUUCUUGCUGUGCGCUCCGAGUCAAAGGGCCAGGCCGCUCGUGAGGAGAUACUUGCCGAUAAAGACGCCGGAUCGGGCGAGAUUGAAGUCUGGAGUUUGGACUUGGAUUCAUAUGAUUCUAUCGUCCAGUUUGCGGAUAGAGCAAAGGCGCUGGAUCGUUUAGACAUUGCAAUCCUGAAUGCAGGUCUAUUCCAGGCUAAAGAGGCCUUUUCAUCUACUGGCUACGAAAAAUGUGUCCAAAUCAACUAUCUCUCCACCGUCCUUCUAAUGACACUGCUUUUGAGCGCCCUCAAAGCAAAACCUGGAGGCUCUCCUGGCCGCUUGGUUCUUGUCUCGUCCGAUACGGCAGCUCGGGCCCGGUUCAAGGAAAGCAAAUCGCCACCAAUUUUGGCUACCUUCAAGCAGAAGGCUGACAAGUGGGAUAUGCAAGAGCGCUAUGGCACAAGCAAACUUCUUGGUCAAUUCUAUCUGACUGAAUUGGCCAAGAAGGUACCAGCAUCUGUUGUAACCAUAGAUUCUGUCAAUCCAAGCUUCUGCUAUGGAACCGACCUGACGCGAGAUGGAGAUGGCACUCUUGCGGGUUUACUCGUGAAUGGCUUCAGGCGUAUAGUUGGGAAACCGCCUGCUGUCGGAGCUCUCUCACUCGUUCAUGCAGCCGUCAGUUUUGGUGAAGAAGUUCAUGGACAGUUCACAGAGGACGGAGAAAUACGGCCUAUGGCUCCGAUGAUAUACAGGCCUGAAGCAGAGGAGAUUGGCAAGCAGCUAUGGGACGAGACAAUGGCUGAACUAUCAUUUGCCCGCGUGCAAGAGACUAUUGAAGAGGUGAUAAAUUAG
Molecule: messenger RNA, 1035 nt
Organism: Trichoderma harzianum CBS 226.95
Lineage: Eukaryota; Fungi; Ascomycota; Sordariomycetes; Hypocreales; Hypocreaceae
Exons: 2
Coding region: 1-1035 (344 amino acids)
Source: RefSeq, a predicted model, not a curated record